AUGACCACUGCAUCGUCACUAGCAUUUUCCAACAUGGAAGUCCCUGGCCUUGAUGACACGAUGGAGAUGGCUUCUCCCUAUCAGGGUCAUGCGGAUGAUUUUGACAUUGAUCUCGAUGUCAUGGAAGACCACGCCUCAAAUGCCGACAAGGACAUGACCGCAGCCGACGAUUACCCGGAUACAUUAGAGGAAGUUGAUAUCGACCAAGAUGGAGCGAGGGAUGCCGAUAUGAUGGAUGACAUCGCCGAACCGACUAUGGUCGACGCUGACAAUCAAUAUCAGGAGGCCAGUCACAAUGUAGAGAUGCAAUACGGUAUAGAAGAGACAUAUGAGGAAGAAAUGCUAGAAGAUGAAUAUGUCGAUGACGCCGAUGCUGCGGUCUCCGAAUAUCAGGAAGUCCAGGUGUCUGACAACACAGAUAAACCAGACACACAAGAAGCGGAAUCAGCUGAAAAUCUCGUCACUGGAGACUAUAGUCAGGAGCCUGCAGUAGGGACUCAUCCUGAAGCAGAAUUCGAGCACCAUGACGAAACCGGUCAUGAGUUGCAGGAAGCACCCGAUCAGCACAACGACAACGCCGAUCAACCCCUUGACGCGCAUCAGCCUGAAAGCGCCGGAGGAGACAUCACCAACAGCACUAACGAAACAGAUCAAGUAGAUUCCCAGUUAAGACCUCUUGAUGCCGGAAAGACUGGCCCGAAUUCAGAUCAUCAGGAGGGCGCUGGUGAUCAUAAUGAAGGCGGCGACGAGCACACCGGCCAGAUUCCGCAGCCUGUUGAGGAGCAUGGUGCAGCAGGAGAUGAAGGUACAGAGGAGCAAGCAGCACAGGAACUCAGCCUGCAAGGGCCUGAACAAGGAUCCGAGCAUGAGCCUGACACGAUGGGCCAGGUAACUCUGCAUCCUGUCAAGGUCUACUAUCAGGACAAUGAGAUUUCCCUAUUUCCUCCACACGAGGGUGAUUCUUCGGAGACCUUUUUUCUCGAAGACGAAAGGCUUGCUUACGAACCCCUCGGGAAACUUUUCGAGUCUUGUCGCGAGAUACUUUACGAACAUGUUGGGGAGAACGAAAUUCUGGUGCUAGACAUCGAGUCUUUGAAUUUACAGCUCAUAGAGGACUCCUCGCAUGUCUCGAAGGUGAACUUACACCAGAUUAUCGAUGUUUACCUGCGCCUCUGCCACAAUGACGGAAUCGAUUCCCCAGAGCCGCUAUAUCUUACUUUGAGUACGAAGUUAACUAUUCCAGCGGAAAUCUCAGACCUGCUACUAGCUGCAAGCGAAGGAAAGGGGCUGUCUGAGAUCAACUUGUGGGAUGAUUAUCAAGAAGUCGAUGAUGAACUUGGGGAGGGCUCCGAAGCUCAUGGCCAAGAAGAAGAUCCGGUGUCACCAGGCGACCCAACGAACAAUCAGAACAUUGAUGCUCGCCAAUUGCAGGUUGCAUCAGAUGAAGCUGAGUCUCACCAUGAUAUACAGGACAAUAGAGAGGCGCCUCAAGCCCAGGAGCUUGCAGGCGACGACACUUGUUCUUUGGUAAAGCAGAGCUCUAGCGUUGCUCCCGCUACCAAUGUCCAAGAGGACGAACUGAAUGAAGAGGGAGAGGUCGAAGAAGCCAAUGAUCCCGAGUUUGACAAGGAUACCACCGGCAACGAAGAGCCAGCUCUUGAAGAAUCAUACGAUUCUGAAGAGCAACAGACAGAUACAACUGUUACUAUGGCUCAUCUGCCUGGAGCCGAUAUGAACGACGAGGAGGAAGACAAAGAUGGCUCUGCCAGUCCAGUUCUUAAUGACCAGACAGAUCGUGGUCUUGAGCGUGAGCGUUCUGAGAUCGAUGACAGUGACGAGGAGGAAAAUCCCGAACGGAAAGAUCCUGUGGAGCUUGCAGUCACUGAGGGUUCGGGCGAUAGUGAUGACGAGAGACCCGACGGUGGUUCCGUUGACCCUGGCGUUGAAGACCAUCGCACGGAACACCUGUUGGUGGGCCAUGGUUUUUCUUCAAUCGACGAUGCAGUCGACAUUGUUGAAGAACAUGGUCACGAUCUUGAAGAGAGUUCAAGGGCUGAUGACGGCGACUAUCUGCACAAGGAUUCUGGGUCAGUUCCGAAUCCGCAGGUACCAGAGAAACAAGGACGUGAUACACCAGAUCCUGCAAACGAUGCGCUUGGUUACGUAGAAGAUCUAUUCAAGAGCCCUUCCAAAGAUUUGAAGAUCAAGGAUGGAACUGUCAACGACAUUAGUGAAUUUGGCAAGGAUCAUGAUGAGUUUGAAGACGAUACUCCAGCCGAAAUCUCCCACCAGCAUGAUGAAGAGCUGCCGCUCGAUGAUGAAGAGUACAUCGAUUUGGGACUUGCUGAUGGUCUCGAUACUGUCGACGAAAGGCCGGCGCCUGGCUCGAAAUCGCUCGAUAACGGAGCUUCGAAACGAUCCCGCGAGCCGGAAGACGAGUUUGAUCUCGCUGAGAAUCCCUCACCCGACCUCAAACGCUCUCGAUCUUCGUGA
Messenger RNA from Aspergillus thermomutatus, 2493 nucleotides. RefSeq lists its product as uncharacterized. Lineage: Eukaryota; Fungi; Ascomycota; Eurotiomycetes; Eurotiales; Aspergillaceae. The transcript has 2 exons. The record is from RefSeq and is a predicted model, not a curated record. The coding region runs from base 1 to 2493 and encodes 830 amino acids.